CAAGAGACCUCUUCCUUGAAUUUUAUUGUGCUCGAAUUGACCCUGCAUAAUUUCUCUUAUUUAUUCUUGCUAAGUUCAAACCCUCGUCCUGACAAAAUCUCUUCGCAAGCUGUUCCCGCCGCAAGAAAUAUCCAUCCCACCUAUAUCGACCUGUCACUGAUAAACAAGAAGACGAAAAUACUGGACGUAUCGUAUUUCAUGUUCCAGCCGUGUACAGCGAUAAAGUCAAAAUUCACGAUUGGCAAAUGAAGAUCUUGUCGGAGCCUAGAGAUAACGCGGACAUAUUUCCACCGAGCGGGAAUCUGCACAAAUCCUCGUAUCGGAGGCUUGGUCCAGCGGACGAGAUCACUGGGAUUUCGGAGACGCGCGCUAUGCUGUCGCAGAUUAAAUUAAAAGACGAGUACAAGCCGGUUACUUAUCCACGACGUAGUUUACUAACGAUGCAGUCGCUUGCUUCGGCGGAGAAGGAUUACGAGGAAAAGGUAUUAAAAUUAACGGACAUCCUUCUGGAUCCCAUGGUCACUUGCCAGAUGAAUUACCGCACUACCACGAGCAGCGAUUAUCGGUCGAUUUAUCCUCUAAAACCGAAACCACCACCACCGCCACCAUUACCAGAGCCGUGGUUGUUAAAUCGACGCACCAUUGGUUACAGUCUCCAGGAUUUGGAAAAUCGUUGCGGAUAUCACACGUUUUUAGACGAUAAUAUGGAUCUUCAUCAGAGAAUAGCAGAUUUAAAAAUGCAAAGGGGGAAACUGUAUGAGAUUCUAAUAAAUAAUAAAUGUCAACAAAGUCCUGUUAACGAUUGACAAGUUUUAUAUAAUUUCUGCUUUAUAAAAUGGUCUUGUGCAUUAAAGUAAAGGGAGAAAUU
This is a messenger RNA of Vollenhovia emeryi, 868 nucleotides long. RefSeq lists its product as uncharacterized. The transcript has 5 exons. NCBI's taxonomy places the organism in Eukaryota, Metazoa, Arthropoda, Insecta, Hymenoptera, Formicidae. Bases 246 to 806 code for a protein of 186 amino acids. The record is from RefSeq and is a predicted model, not a curated record. Gene Ontology annotation, cellular component: plasma membrane.